Molecule: messenger RNA, 2110 nt
Organism: Apis florea (little honeybee)
Lineage: Eukaryota; Metazoa; Arthropoda; Insecta; Hymenoptera; Apidae
Product: angiogenic factor with G patch and FHA domains 1
Molecular function (GO): nucleic acid binding; protein binding
Source: RefSeq, a predicted model, not a curated record
AAUUUCUUAAAUUUGUCUUCAUAAAGAAAAGAAUACAUAAUUUAAAGCGAUAUAAAAGUUUCUACAGAUAAAAUAAUAAAAUGAUAGAAAAUAAUAUAUCUAGUGAAAGUGAUGAAGGAGAAAUAAAAUCAGAUUUUGAAUUGGAUUUUCAAGACGAACUAUGUAAUUAUCCUCAUGUUUUAAGAUUUAUUCAAAGAAUGCGUGAUCAUAUUAAAAAACAUAAAAAAAUUGCCAAGUUACGAAAUAAACUCAAUGAAUAUGAGAGUCAGAAAUUAUUGCAGAAAAAAAAUUUAGUUGACUAUGGAACUCAAACAAAUCCUUUGGAAUAUGAAAAAGAAUCAUAUCUUUCACAAGAUUGGAAUAUUAAUAAUGAUAAAACUUCAACUGAUAUUAUACAACAGGUUAAAGAAGCAGCUGAAUCUGCUUUAUUGCAAACUGGUUUUGUUUAUGAAGAAACUUCUGGUUUAUAUUAUGAUUAUAAUAGUGGAUAUUAUUAUGAUGCAAAACAAGGUUUAUAUUAUGAUGGUAAUACAGGCACAUAUUAUUAUUAUGAUGAAACUAGUGGAACAUAUCAGUUCCAUAGUCAAGCUCUAGUAACUGGGAAUGAAGCAGCUGCACGUGUGCAAGGCAAGAAGGAGCAAAAAACUAGAAAGGCAAUUAAGGAUGAGGGGAAAAAACGUAAACUUGCGAAAAGAGAAGGACAAUCAGAAGAUGAACUCGAGGAGGGUGAAUGUUCAAGCAAUGAUAGUGACAGCAGUUCUAAUGACAUUACUCCAGAAUUAUGUACUAGUAGUGACAGUGACCAUGAAGAAGAUCAAGAUUUAGCAAAAACAUAUCCACCGUGCAUGAGAAUCAUAGUUAAGGAAACCACUUUACCAAAACUAAAAGUUGGAAGCCUUUUUCUUGUUGCAUACACUGGUGGUUCAAUUGGUCGAGAAGGUGAUCAUUCUGUAGUUAUUCCUGAUAUAAAUAUUAGUAAACAACAUGCCCGUUUUUUAUAUAAUGAAGAUAAAAAAAUAUAUGAAAUUACUGAUUUGGGAUCAAGAAAUGGUACAUUUUUAAAUGGUAAAAGGUUAUCUGUGGCUAAACAAGAAUCUGAUCCUCAUGAAGUUUCGCAUGGUUCAAUUGUGCAAGUUGGAACUACAAAAUUAUUGUGUCACAUUCACAAUGGAAAUGAAACUUGUGGUCAUUGCGAGCCAGGACUUGUUCAACAAAAUAAUAAUGCAGAAGAAAAUAAAUCUUCUAAAAAACAACAACAUAAACAAGAAUUACGACGGCUGAAACAUAAGUUUGGUGUAGAAAAAGAUAAUGUUGCAACUGCUAGUCAGGUAGCAUCAGGAUAUCAAGAUCGAGCGCAGAGUCGUAGAAAAUGUGUGGGUUCUUUAAAUCAUCAUGCUAAAACACAACAAAGUUCAAUGGACAUUUCUAUCGCAAAAGACAACAGAGGAUUUAAACUUCUAUCAAAAAUGGGCUGGUCUGAGGGACAAUCAUUAGGAAAAGAAAGAGAUGGUCCGAUUGAACCGGUAUCUUUGACGAAUAAUCCGAGCAAAACCGGUCUCGGCGCGACCAGCGAAUUUCCUACAAUCGAGCUAGAUUCUACGACGGAAAAGAAGCAGGCGUUAUGGCGAAAGACUCAACAACGUUACAAAGAAAUAUCCGACCAUGCGAAAUAAUUGCACUGUGAAAAACGCCCGAUUUGCAUUGCACAGACUUUUUCAUUUUCUUGCCACGGUAAGCGAAGACGAUUACGUUCGACCGUAAAAAUCCUAUUAUUCUGACACAAGGGAUGAGAAUUUUUUUUUUUUUUUUUUGCAAAAUGUUAAUGCCUAUUAUUAGAUUUCAACACAAGGAAUAUUGUAUCAUAUAUAAUAGUCUUUGUUUAAAAUAGUGUUGAAUUUUUUAUAUCGAUCGUAAUUUGUACAUAGAAAGAGAAAUGCAUAGAAAUUUGAGCGAAAUGAUUGUAAAGAAGAAGAAAAAAGAAAAAUAAUUGCGAAAAAUUGUAUUGUCCAUCUUUGUUAUAAAUGAAAGUUUUGACGCAUCCAUUUGUAAUUUUCUUUCUUGUGUGAAUUGUGAAUAUUUCUGCAAUAAAGGAUACGUUUAUUAUUGUAUA